AUGCCUCGCGCAAUCCGAGGCGUUCUGAUCGAAUGCGAUCCCUCGAUCAAGUCCAUCAUCGUCAACAUCGACAGUACCAGCCACGACUUCAUCAUUGAAGACCUCGACGAUGAACGGGUCGUCGUCAAAGAGAACAUGGUUGCCUUACUGAAGUCGAAGCUCGAGGAUCGCCUCAAGGAAAACCUGCCCCCAGAGGAAGAGUCUGGGUCCGAGUAG
Ilyonectria robusta is the source of this 216-nucleotide messenger RNA. RefSeq names its product TFIIH subunit TTDA/Tfb5. Gene Ontology annotation, biological process: transcription initiation at RNA polymerase II promoter; transcription by RNA polymerase II; nucleotide-excision repair, preincision complex assembly. Bases 1 to 216 code for a protein of 71 amino acids. The transcript is spliced from 3 exons. NCBI's taxonomy places the organism in Eukaryota, Fungi, Ascomycota, Sordariomycetes, Hypocreales, Nectriaceae. The record is from RefSeq and is a predicted model, not a curated record. Gene Ontology annotation, cellular component: transcription factor TFIIH core complex; transcription factor TFIIH holo complex.